Messenger RNA from Cryptosporidium ubiquitum, 1725 nucleotides. Its product is annotated as transporter protein. Gene Ontology annotation, biological process: transmembrane transport. NCBI's taxonomy places the organism in Eukaryota, Apicomplexa, Conoidasida, Eucoccidiorida, Cryptosporidiidae. The coding region runs from base 1 to 1725 and encodes 574 amino acids. Gene Ontology annotation, molecular function: transmembrane transporter activity. Gene Ontology annotation, cellular component: membrane. The transcript has a single exon. The record is from RefSeq and is a predicted model, not a curated record.
AUGGAAGUUGAGACUAAUAAUAAUAAUUCUUAUUUAUCUGUUGUAAGAAGAUCAUCAAGAAGAACAUCUUUCCCUACCUUGCAAGGUCUAUAUGUAUCACUUUUUGAAGGAGAAAUAACAAGUGAUGGUUUAGAUUUAUCAAUAUCCAACAAAAAUACUGGCAAAGAAUUCAACCCAAAACUAUUGAAGAUUACUUUUUUCUUAAGUAUAUUUAUUUCAACUGUCCUCUGUUUGGACCAUGGAUUUGUUUCAUGUAAUCUUGAAUACAUAGAGAAGAGCUUUGGGGUAGGUUAUGCGCAAUCUAGUUUUAUAGGAUCAAUGGUUUAUAUGGGUUUUUUAAUUGGCUGCUUAUUAACUGGAUUAUUCUUACCAGUAUUGAAGUCUAAGGUGUUACUUAUCGGCUCGCUAAUAUUUGUGGUUUUUAGCGGAAUCUAUUCAUCAAAAUCCUUAACUUUAACAGAAAUAUAUGCAUCUAGAUUUUUUAGUGGUUUUUUCCAAGCAUUUUCAAUUGUUUAUCUUCCUUUGUGGGUUGAGAAAUUUUCUCCUCAAUCUAGUACAACCACAUGGCUUGCAUAUCAACAGUUAUUUAGUAUGGUUGGAGUAUUUUUUGGGUAUUUACUUGGGGGAAUCCUCACUUGUUUUACUGCCGAGGAUAUUAAUAUUUAUUACAUGUCAUCCAGUGAAAAACUUAGUUCUUUAUUCAUUUCCUGGCGAGGACCUUUUAUUAUUCAGUCUGCAUUAAUUAUACCAAUAAUACUUAUAUUAAUAUUUAUUCCAGGAGAAAUUUUAGAUGUUGGAGAUCAGGAGCAACUUAGUGAAAUUGAAUAUUCAAAAACUACAGGGCUUCUUGUUUCAGGUGUUGACCUAAGAAGGUCGACAAAUAAUAAUUUAUUACCUGACGAAAAUAAUUUAAACAAGAGAAACAGUAAACUAAGAAGAUCUAGUGUACUCUUAAUUCCAUCCCAAUCGAAUAAUCCUAAUUCUUCAAAAAGCCUUGAAAUUAGAGAAAUAUGUUCAAACCCCAUAUUUAUGUUUUCAACUUUUGCAGUUUGUGGAGUUUACUGUUUCACAACAUGUACAUUAUUUUGGUUAAAUCAAUAUUUUGUAGAAGUUAUUAAAGUAGACAGGAUUACAUCUGUAUUCUCAGUUGCAUGUAUUUAUCUUUCAGGCCCAACACUUGGAGUAUAUAUUGGAGGUAUUACAGGUGAUUUAAUUAAUGAUUAUCAUCCAAAUGGGUUUGGAUUUAUACUAACUUUGUGCACAAUAUUCUCUUUUAUUGGAUUUAUCACGUCAAUGGUAGUAGCUCAAACUCAUCCCUAUAUCAGCUUCUUUUGGGGGAUGAUCAUUAUAUUAUUUUUCCUUACAAGUACACUACCAAUGUCGCUCAUUGUUAUAAUGAAGAGCGUAUCAAGCAAAACGAGACAGCUCGCAUCAGCAAUUGCACAAUUUUCUUUUAAUUUUGUAGGUUUCCUUUUAUCCCCUGUAAUUAUUGGAAUAAUCAUGGAUAUAAUUGAAUACUUCCCAUUCGGUGCACUAAAAAGAAGGUAUAAUCCUAUAGAAGUCGGAAUAAAAAUAAUGCUAUAUAUUUCUCUACCUACAUUCUUUUUUUAUUCACUAGCAACGUUAUGCAGUUAUUUCAAUUGUCUAAUAUCACCGAAAAUAACACAAAAAAAGAUCAUCAUUGCGAACCAAAUAGACAUCCCAAAACAGCUUUUUAUUAAGUAG